CAUGGACACAAAUGCCCAGAAACACAGAAGAGUGGCCUGAAACUGUUGGUUUGAAGACCGUAAGAAAUGGGUGACUGGAGUUUCUUGGGGAACAUUUUAGAGCAGGUGAACGAGCAGUCCACUGUCAUCGGGAGAGUUUGGCUCACAGUGCUCUUCAUUUUCCGCAUCCUGAUCCUGGGCACGGCCGCCGAGCUCGUGUGGGGGGACGAGCAGUCAGACUUUGUGUGCAACACCCAGCAACCUGGUUGUGAGAACGUCUGCUACGAUGAGGCCUUCCCCAUCUCCCACAUCCGCCUCUGGGUCCUGCAGAUCAUCUUUGUGUCCACCCCUUCGCUGAUGUACUUCGGGCAUGCCGUGCACCACGUCCGCAUGGAGGAGAAGAGGAAAGAGAGGGAGGAAGCUGAGAGGCGCCAGCAAGCUGAGGUGGAUGAAGAGAAGCUGCCCCUGGCUCCAAACCAAAACAAAGGCAACAACCCUGAUGGAACCAAGAAGUUUCGCCUGGAAGGUACUCUCCUGAGAACCUACAUCUUCCACAUCAUUUUCAAAACCCUCUUUGAGGUGGGAUUCAUAGUAGGUCAGUACUUCCUGUAUGGCUUCCGAAUUCUCCCCCUUUACCGCUGCGGGCGGUGGCCCUGUCCCAAUCUUGUGGACUGUUUUGUCUCCAGGCCCACGGAGAAGACCAUCUUCAUUAUGUUCAUGCUGGUGGUGGCUUCCGUGUCCCUCUUCCUCAACCUGGUGGAGAUCAGUCAUUUGAUCUUGAAAAGGAUCCGGAGGGCUCUGAGGAGGCCGGCAGAGGAGCAGCUUGGAGAGGUCCCCGAGAAGCCCCUGCACGCCAUCGCAGUCCCCUCCAUCCCAAAGGUCAAAGGCUACAAGCUGCUGGAAGAAGAGAAGCCAGUGUCCCACUAUUUCCCUCUCACGGAAGUAGGGGUUGAGCCCAGCCCCCUUCCAUCAGCCUACAACGAGUUUGAGGAGAAGAUUGGGAUGGGACCACUGGAAGAUCUGUCCAGGGCAUUCGAUGAGAGGUUACCGUCGUACGCACAAGCGAAGGAACCAGAAGAGGAGAAGGUGCGAGCAGAGGAGGAGGAACGAGAGGAGGAGCAUCCAGGCCCUCAGGAGGAGCCAGGGGUGAAGAAAGCAGAAGAGGAGGCGGGGAGAGAUGAAGUGGAAGGGCCUUCAGCACCUGCUGAGCUUGCUGCUGAUAUGAGACCCCUGAGCAGGCUAAGUAAAGCCAGCAGCCGGGCCAGGUCAGAUGAUUUGACUGUAUGAAGGUGCAGGAUGCGGGGAGCACAUGAAAAGGAAAAGGUUGAAGAGAAAAGGAGAGAUAGAGAAAGAAUCAAAAGAUAUUUUUAAGCAAAGUGCUAAAAUGGCCACUUGAAUAUUAUUUCCUUUUAUGAUUCUCAACUGGAAAGGUACUACCAUGGUAACAGUGCC
Melozone crissalis (California towhee) is the source of this 1431-nucleotide messenger RNA. It is a transcript of the gene GJA8, whose product is annotated as gap junction protein alpha 8. The coding region runs from base 67 to 1266 and encodes 399 amino acids. Lineage: Eukaryota; Metazoa; Chordata; Aves; Passeriformes; Passerellidae. The transcript has 2 exons. The record is from RefSeq and is a predicted model, not a curated record. Gene Ontology annotation, cellular component: connexin complex. Gene Ontology annotation, biological process: cell communication.